GCCCGAUUUCCCGACGUUUCUCGUUCGAACUUCGCUGUCGUUGCGGAAAUGAACACGAUAGUUAGGGCACCAAGGAAAUCAACGGCGAGGAGCAGGAACGGCUGAAAUGACGAACGCAGUCAUCCUCUCGGACGGGAAACGACAUAGUGUAUAAGAGAGCGGCCACUUCGGAUCACCCUUCAUUCGCAGUCGUAUACUUUACGUGCUUGCCUUCUCACUCGUCAUGUUCGUCCGCCACGUCUUCCCCGUCGGUGCGAUCCACGCGCUCUGCGCGAUCGGCUUGGCGUCGCUGUACCGGCCCGUGUGGGCGCACCAAGUGAGCAACAUGGAGGAUCUCCAGGAAGCGUUCAGGUUUGCACGAUGCCGCGCCACCUGCAUCGACAAGCUUGGCCUGAAGACGGGCAAGGAUGACGUCGAAUGUACAGGAGACAAGGAGUGCAACAUGUGUUGGGACGUGUGCGAUUUCUUCAACAAAGACUUCGAAGUUUGGAAACACAUGUGCACCGUAGCAGAAUUAUGUUUUCCAGGCUGUCAAGUGGCUUGCUCAUUCUGGCACAAGACGUCAUCGAAGCUACCUGGCAGCGCAGUGACGAAUCAUGCCGAGGAAGAGUACCCGGGCGUGUUCUCUGAGCCUCCGCGGCUGGAGGCGGUUGGCGCCCAUGACGUGCGUGUCACGUGGUCCCAGCCUCUGAGUGCCCAGGACGACCCUAUCGAGCGCGGGCUGGUCUACGCGCUCUUUCUGAGAGGGCUUGUCAACGAUCAACGCUGGGAGGAUGCCGGGCAGACGCAGCACCACAACGCCACGCUGAGCCGCAGCCAAAUGAAGCAGGCCUCGGAGCUUGAGAUCGUCGCACUCUCGGCUUACGGCGUCUUUGCUCACACUCGGGUGGACUUGGACUUGGACUCAGAAGUCUUCGAGGCCGUGCAGGCGGACUCUUCCGUGGCCAGUGUGCUCCCCGUGUUUUCCGCUCCGAAAGUCGUGCAGCUGAGGCACACCAGCAGACACCGGGUCGAGGUCGACGUCGUCUGGGACUUCGACCUGUCGCCGGAGGACAAGGAAGUGAAGUAUGAGGUCAUGUGGAGGGUCCUCGACAAGGCGGUGGACGUGACGGGCCGCCUGCACACGUCGCAGCAGUCGGCCACGCUGCCCCUGUGGGUGGGGACCUCGUACCUGAUCUUCGUCCGACGCCUGUCGCCGGCGACGGGAGAGCCCGACGCUGAGACGCUCUCUCGAUUCCUCGACACGCCCGUCGCGGAGCCCGAACCGACCGCACAAGACGCUGCCUCAACCAGCUGCGUGCGCUUCGAGGUGGUGGUGGCCGGCGCCGUCUUCGCCACGGGCAUCAUUUUCGUCUGCGUCGUAGCGCUGGCCCUGGUGACAAUGCGAAGGUUAACGAGGCCCAGGGGAGAACACCCUGCAGCUACCAAGUGCGCUUCCGCUCAAAAAGGUUGUUCCGAACGGCGCAGGAGCAGACAAGGCUCCCUGCUGUCCAGCAGCGCCAAGACUCUGCUCGGCAUUCAUUCCGGAAGCGGUCCUUCGAGCCCCGUGGGCGAAUCGCGUGAGGAUUUGCUGGCCGAAGCACAAUGCGAGGGUGGCGGCGGCACCAACCAGUGCUUCGUCUACGACAACCACACGGCCUAA
This is a messenger RNA of Dermacentor silvarum, 1642 nucleotides long. RefSeq lists its product as uncharacterized. The transcript is spliced from 9 exons. The record is from RefSeq and is a predicted model, not a curated record. Lineage: Eukaryota; Metazoa; Arthropoda; Arachnida; Ixodida; Ixodidae. The coding region runs from base 224 to 1642 and encodes 472 amino acids.